UGCACCAUUUUUGAGUAACUGCAACAAACCCAUUUCUUCUUCUUCUUCUUCUUCUUCUUCUUCUUCUUCUUCUUCCAAAACAGAAUCUCACAGUGAUCGGUCGGAAAGUGAACGAUGGAGAGCACCGACUCGUCGGCGGGACCACAGCAGCCGAACUUACCGCCGGGGUUCCGAUUUCACCCGACGGACGAAGAGCUCGUGGUUCACUAUCUCAAGAAGAAAGCCAACUCUGUGCCCUUGCCGGUCGCCAUAAUCGCCGAGGUCGAUCUCUACAAGUUCGAUCCAUGGGAGCUUCCAGCGAAAGCUACUUUUGGAGAACAGGAAUGGUACUUCUUCAGUCCAAGGGAAAGGAAGUAUCCGAAAGGAGCGCGGCCGAAUCGAGCCGCGACGUCCGGAUACUGGAAGGCGACAGGGACGGAUAAGCCGGUGUUGGCCUCGGGUGGAAGCAACCAGAAAGUAGGGGUGAAGAAGGCGCUGGUGUUCUAUGGGGGAAAACCGCCUAAAGGAAUCAAAACCAAUUGGAUUAUGCACGAAUAUAGGUUGGCUGAUAACAAGCCCAGUAUCAAUAAGCCUCCUGGCUAUGAUUUGGCCAACAAGAAGAACUCCUUGAAGCUGGAUGAUUGGGUACUGUGCCGAAUAUACAAGAAAAACAAUUCGCAUAGGGGAAUGGAUCAAGAGAGGGAAGAUUCAAUGGAUGAUAUUAUGAUAGGAUCAAUACCCCAAUCGUUGAGGCUAAAUGAUGAGUACCCAAAAUUGGGUAUCAAUUACGCCACGUUCCUUCAUCAAAAUGAUCAAAACCUGCUUCAGGGAAUAGUGGGCGCCAACAACAACGAUGGUGGACUUACCAAUUCAAAGCGCCUACCCUCCUCACUCUUCUGGACCCAACAACAAGAACAAGACCAACAAGACCAAGACCAUUCAGACAUUUCCUCAAACAAGAGAUUGCAUUUCGAAAACACUACCGAUGGGGCUUCCACCUCUGUUACAACCACACAUAGUACCGACAAUAAUCCCCAAAAUUCCACCUCCUCAUUCGCCACUCUACUCAACAACCUCCCACAAACCCCGCCCCUGCACCACCACGCUCACACCAUCCUCGGUUCCAUCGGAGACGGGCUUUUCCGCUCGACUUACCAAGUCCCAGGUGCGAAUUGGUACUCGUAAACAAUUCAACACAACCCAAUCCAAUUCCACCUGGUAACAAUUUAGAUUUUAGGAGAAUAUUAUUUUGUUUGGUAGUAGGUAAAAAAAAAAAAAAAAAAAAANAAAACAAUUCUCUCUCUAUCUCUCACUCCAAUUUCAAAACUGAGGCCAUAGAUGCUUUCUACAUAAGAAUAGAUUCUAUACCCAUUUGAAAGAAGGUUAGUGUAUACACAUAUACUUUUUUUUUUCUUUGGUUUCAAAUAGAAUAGUGGUAAAACCCUUUUGUACA
Molecule: messenger RNA, 1432 nt
Organism: Cucurbita pepo subsp. pepo (vegetable marrow)
Lineage: Eukaryota; Viridiplantae; Streptophyta; Magnoliopsida; Cucurbitales; Cucurbitaceae
Gene: NAC2
Product: NAC domain containing protein 2
Biological process (GO): regulation of DNA-templated transcription; system development
Molecular function (GO): DNA binding
Source: RefSeq, a predicted model, not a curated record